AUGGAUAUUCAACGAAGAGAUGUUCUCGAUCCUAUUACUAGAGAUCGAGCAAGAAGGAAACGUUCCGAGACAGUCAGCCAGGCAUUAGACAAUGAGGAAACUUUAUACUUCUGCAACGUCACUCUGGGUACUCCAAAACAGAAUUUACGUCUGGUUCUCGACACAGGAAGUAGUGAUUUGUGGUGCAAUACGCCAAAUUCUACUCUCUGUGAAUCUCGCCAAAAUUCCUGCGUCCAAUCAGGUACAUACGACCCGAGUUCUUCCUCUUCAUAUUCAUUUGUGAAUUCCGACUUCAAUAUUAGCUAUGCCGAUGGAUCCAGCGCCAUCGGGGACUAUGUUACCGACACGCUUACCAUCGGUGGCACAACUAUUAAAGACUUCCAAUUUGGCGUUGGGUUUUUGUCUGGCUCUCCAGAGGGUGUGCUGGGUAUAGGCUAUACUGCAAAUGAAGUUCAGGUUGGCAGAAACGGAGACUCACCUUAUGCCAACCUACCCAAGGCAAUGGUCGACAAAGGAAUAAUCCAAUCAAAUGCCUACAGUCUCUGGCUGAAUGACCUGGAUGCGAGCACAGGCUCGAUUUUAUUUGGUGGAGUCAACACUAAGAAAUACCACGGCACCUUGCAAACAGUCCCCAUCCAGAAGGUCCGAGGACAGUACGCGGAAUUCAUCAUUGCGCUCACUGAAAUUUCCCUCACUACUUCUUCCGGUACACAAACCCUUUCUUCGAGUUCCAUUCCUGCAGGUGUGUUACUGGAUUCGGGAAGCUCUCUUUCAUACCUUCCAGACACCAUUGUUCAGGAGAUCUACAACAACCUCGGAGUCUCCUACGAGGCGGACAAUGGUAUUGGUUAUGUUGAAUGCGAUAUAGCAGACCAGGACAUCACCCUCAGUUACACGUUCUCAUCCCCGACGAUAAACGUGGGCAUCGACGAGAUGGUCAUCGACGUUGGCGACCUCUAUUUCAAGGACGGCAAGCGGGCCUGCGUUUUCGGUAUCGUUCCCGCGGGAGGCAGCACCGCAGUCCUGGGAGAUACAUUCCUUCGCAGUGCGUACGUGGUAUACGAUCUCGCCAAUCAUGAAAUCUCCCUCGCCAACACCAACUUCAAUGCGGUGGAGAAUGAUAUCUUGGAGAUCGGAACUGGCAGUGAUUCCGUCCCAGGUGCGAGUGCAGUCUCAAACCCAGUGACUACUGCCCCAGUUGGUGGUGCCGCUGCUCGAAUUGGAGGUCCGCAUGGAGGCUCCACCGGCCUUUCUGGCUCGGCCUCUGCCACAGGGAACAUGGCCAUUCCUAAAGCGACAGCUAUGCCGAAACACCUGGCCGCUGGCCUUGCUGGAGUAGGGGCUCUUCUGGUGCUUUAA
This is a messenger RNA of Penicillium griseofulvum, 1359 nucleotides long. RefSeq names its product pepsin-like aspartic protease. Gene Ontology annotation, molecular function: aspartic-type endopeptidase activity. The record is from RefSeq and is a predicted model, not a curated record. Gene Ontology annotation, biological process: proteolysis. Bases 1 to 1359 code for a protein of 452 amino acids. The transcript has 3 exons. NCBI's taxonomy places the organism in Eukaryota, Fungi, Ascomycota, Eurotiomycetes, Eurotiales, Aspergillaceae.